AAGAUUAUGUCGAAUGUGUUCUAAAGAGUGAAGUGAAACUCACUUUGGUGUCUUUGCUGAAAGAACAACACAACCUCAACUGGAACAUGAAGAGCUUCAAAACAUGCACUUCAACCUUAAACAUCACCACCACUUUCUUCCCUUUCAAUGAUAAUAAUCUCUGCACCGCCAACUUUCUCACUCCUUCCUUUCAAAACCAAAAACCAAAACUUAUAACUCAGAAUUUCAAACCCCUUAUUCUCUUAUGCGCUUCUUUUCCAAGCCCACAAGCUAGUAGUGCUUCCAUGGCUCAAGUUGAAGAGCAAGCAGAUAUUGAAAUUGUAAAGGGUUAUACUAUGACUCAAUUUUGUGACAAAAUGAUAGAUUUAUUUCUGAAUGAGAAAACCAAAUCAAAGGAAUGGAGGAAGUACUUGGUAUUUAGGGACGAAUGGAAGAAAUAUAGGAAUAGCUUCUUCAUUAGAUGCCAAAGAAGAGCUGACAUGGAGAAUGAUCCAACAAUGAAGGAAAAAUUUACUUCAUUGGGGAGAAGGGUGAAGAAGAUUGAUGAUGAAAUGGAAGGACACUACGAACUUCUCAAGGAGAUACAAGAUUUUCCGACCGACAUUAAUGCCAUAGUUGCACGAAGGCGCAAAGACUUCACUGGAGAAUUUUUCCGCUACCUCUCUCUUAUUGCAGACACUUAUGACAGCUUGGAUGAUCGUGAUGGGAUCGCCAGGCUAGGAGCUAAAUGCUUAUCUGCCGUCGGUGCAUACGAUAAUACUCUGAUGAAUAUGGAGACGUUAGAUGCUGCGCAGGCCAAAUUUGAUGAUAUCCUUAAUUCUCCUUCCAUCGAUGUAGCUUGUAAGAAAAUCAAAAGCCUUGCAAAAGCAAAGGAACUUGAUUCUUCAUUGAUAUUGUUGAUAAGUGGUGCUUGGGCUAAAGCAAAAGAAUCUACAACAAUGAAGAAUGAGGUGAAAGAGAUAAUGUACCAAUUGUACAAGACCACAAAGAGCAGCCUAAGGACUAUUGCCCCAAAAGAAAUAAGGCUAUUGAAGCAUUUGCUAAACAUCAUAGAUCCCGAGGAGCGAUUCUCUGCCUUGGCAACAGCUUUCUCCCCUGGUGAUGAACAUGAAGCCAAAGAUCCUAAUGCUUUAUACACUACGCCAAAGGAACUGCAUAAAUGGAUUCAGAUCAUGCUAGAUGCAUAUAAUCUGAACAAGGAAGAAUCAGAUUUGAGAGAAGCUAGGCAAAUGACUGAUCCUAUAGUUAUUCAGAGGUUGUUUAUCCUCAAGGAUACUAUUGAGAAGGAAUAUAUGGAAAACAACACUGUUCCAAAGUCCGAGACUGAAGAUGACUCUCAAUCAGAAGUGUUUUAAGUUGGUCAUUUGUUUCCCGUUCGUGAUACCGUUUUUGAUCGAGAGAAGCGUUAUGCAGGGUUGAAGUGAAGAAAAUGAAUGAAUGUUUGGGUGGUAGGAAGUUGAUAAUAGAAAGUGAUUUACGCCAACGGAGGUUGGUUAAAGAGUUGGCUCAUACCUCAUAAUGGCGGGGACUUAACUCCCACUGCUGGCGUGAGUGCUACAUUGGUGGGUAAUUAGUAAGAACAUUUGUCAGUGAUGUAUGAGCUUUAAGGCCUACCAUGACUUUGGUGAACUCCGGAAUCCAACUCACAUAAACUUUAUAUGCCAAAACAAAAGUGAUUAGCUCUGACUUGGAUUCGAUUCCAGAGUUCUUCUGUCUGUAGGUUAUAUGAAAAUUUUAUCGUAAGUUUUUGUUGAAAUUGA
Medicago truncatula (barrel medic) is the source of this 1760-nucleotide messenger RNA. RefSeq lists its product as uncharacterized. Bases 87 to 1355 code for a protein of 422 amino acids. NCBI's taxonomy places the organism in Eukaryota, Viridiplantae, Streptophyta, Magnoliopsida, Fabales, Fabaceae. The transcript is spliced from 6 exons. The record is from RefSeq and is a predicted model, not a curated record. Gene Ontology annotation, cellular component: chloroplast envelope; chloroplast thylakoid membrane.